AUGCCAGUCUCCCAGUUGUUCCUGGCGCUCGCAGCCAGUGCCGCUGGUGUUGUCACGGCUGUGUCAAGUAGCAACUCGACUACGAGAAACUUCACAGCCAAAGGCAUCGCUACUGGCACGGCAGCACAGCUUGAAACCUCCCCCUUCGCCCCAUUCAGCUUGAGCCCGGAAAUUCCGCUAGCCACCUUGGACUACGGGGCUGAGAGAGCGGGUUAUCCGACCUUUGAGGUCUCCGCCAUCAGCGAACCGGUUCAGAUCGAGGUGAAGUACACGGAGCAUUUUGAUGGACUCAAUCACCCGUUCGGCGACGGGCCGUACACCUUCUCCAACCAGCUGAGCAAUAGCUUCCGCGUCGAGACGUUCAAUAUCACUUCCAUCGGCCGAGUUGCGUCGCCGCUCAUCCAGGGAGGGCAGAAAUGGCAAUCCAUCAGGCUCUUGACGAACGCCACAGUCUCCUUUUCGAGCGUAGGGUUCGAGGCGACAAUCAAUACUCUUGAGCCGGAGGAACUCCCGGGCCAGUUUGAGAGUGAUGAUGAGAUUUUGAACGAGGUCUGGAAGCUCGGUGCUCGAGCAGCCACGGCGGCUUGCUUUGACAAGGGUUCGCAAAAGACGAUUUGGGAAGUCACUGAGGAGAACGGAGUGUUUGCGCGAAGUACGCGGCCCUCGAUGACUUACAAAGCCACCACAUGGAACAACUACACCCUUGAGUUUGAUACCAAGAUCGGAAGGGGAGGAAGCUGGUGGGUGACGGGAGGAGUUAUUGCCGGCAAUGGAUACACCAUGCUUCUUACUGGCGAGCUUCCCGAGUCGAGCACCUUCGCCAACGUCAACAAGACUCUGACACCGCCCAACACCAUCUCGUUGGCAUACGGUCCCGACUUUGUCAACCAGACGACACUCGCGAGUUACUUGUUGGAUGUCUUUGACGUCCCCUUCACGGUGAAGGAGAACGAGUGGUACCGCAUCAAAACCUCGAUGGCUUCCACCGGCCACCUCGCAGUCUCCAUCAACGGCACACAAAUCCUCAACAUCUCGCGUUCCGACUACCCGUGGGCUCUCAGCUCUGGCACAGUCUCGUACUCUGGAUCUCCUGACUUCAGCGGCUCCUUCGGCUUUGGAGCGUACCAAGACCAAUCAGCCUACUUCAAGAACGUACACGUCUACGACACCGCCAACGGCACGACGCUCUACUCCAACACACUCACCGGCAGCUCGGAAGCCAUUAUCGCCGAGUAUGGAACCCAAGCCAACAGCGAAGCCGCCUGCCUCGACGGCCCGAAGCGCGACCGACUCAUCUGGCUCGGCGAUUUCUACCACACCGCACGCAUCAUCGCCGCCAGCACAUCAAAGACGGAGCAGGCCAGGGGCACUCUACAGCUCCUGCUUGAUUCGCAGAUCGUAAACGGGCAGAUGAACAUCUCGCCUAACCUGGGUUACGACCUCGCCUCUGUUGCCAACGAGCUAGCCGCGCCGGCCGGGAGCUUCGGGCUGCAGGGUUACCAGCUCCUGGGCCUGAUGGCCUUCAACGACCACGUUCGUCUGACAAACGACCUCGACUGGGCGCGUUCGACGUGGCCGCGGUGGCAAAAGGUGCUCGAUUGGCUCCUGCCACAGAUCAACUCCACAACGGGCCUAUUGACUUUUGAUGGAGGGUUCGCGUUCACAGGGCCCGCGGACGGGGGAUCCGCCAUCGGGUGCGAGGCCGUCCAGACUCUCAACGGCGCUGCCGACGUCGCUGACGCGCUCAACGAUACGGCAUCAGCUGCGCAGUACAGGGACACGGCAGCGUCGCUGGCGACCGCGAUCAACGAGCAUCUCUGGAACGAAGAGACAGGCGCGUACGGUCUUUCGCCGGCAGAUCUGGACGGCAUGUCAGUGGCCGCAACAGCCUUCUGCAUCACUUCAGGCGUGGCGAACGCAACGCGCGCAUCGCGGUCGCUUGUCGCUGCGUCCGGCCUGAAGCUGGGUCCGGGAUACAAGGAUAACUCAGCGGUGAGUUCCAACGACUCGAGCGUCAACAUCUCGCCCAACACCAAUGGGUUUCUGCUCGAGGCACUGUUCGUAGGCAACGAGACGCAGGCAGCGAGGGAGCUGAUGGAGGGUCUCUGGGGCGCGAUGCUACCCGGCGACACGACCGCAGCGCAGAACAGGAGCGCGGUCGGCGCGAGCUGGGAGUACGUCAACGCUGCGACGCGACAACCCGGCUUGGGACUCUUCACGAGCUUGAGUCAUCCAUGGGGUGGCGCUGCGACGUAUGUAUUGACUGAGUGGGCUGCUGGGCUCCGGGCUGCUGCGGGUGUCGAUGGGUUCGGGUAUAAGAACUGGGUGGUGUCGCCUGCGACUGGUGUCGAGAUGGGGUUGAAGAGGGCGAGCGCCAAGGUUGUCACUGCGUUUGAGGGAGAGUUGAGUGUUGAGUGGAUAGUGCGGGAUGGUGAUAUUGGUGUUACUAUCCGGGCGCCGAUCGGCACACAGGGGCAGUUUGUUUACGGCAAUAAGAGCAUUGCGUUGCAUGGGCGGUCUGAGUAUCAGUUUACUGUCGACGCGUCGUUGGGUAAUGGUAUUGUUUAG
Messenger RNA from Colletotrichum godetiae, 2568 nucleotides. Its product is annotated as Six-hairpin glycosidase-like protein. The transcript is spliced from 3 exons. Gene Ontology annotation, biological process: carbohydrate metabolic process. The record is from RefSeq and is a predicted model, not a curated record. Bases 1 to 2568 code for a protein of 855 amino acids. Lineage: Eukaryota; Fungi; Ascomycota; Sordariomycetes; Glomerellales; Glomerellaceae.